GUCAUAUGUUCCUUUUUAAGGACUCUUUUUUUGUCAAAGACUUUAACACCUCUGAAGACUUUUGGUCAACAGAAGGACACAUGGAAGGACUCAGCUAUAAGAACUUCUCACAGGACCAAGGCUCAGUUAUAAAAAUGAGUGAAGAGAUUUUUAUUUCUAAGACAUCCUUGGAGCUGAUGACAGAGUAAUGGGGAAAACAGGAGGACAGACAUCUUCUUUGAAACUUUUAAUAUGAAUGAUGGAGGAGUCAAGCACUGCUUUCACCUCCGAAUAUAAUGAGAGCACCUCAGCAUGGGCACCCAUGCCCUCUGCUCCCAGCAGGCAGCUGGGCACACUUCCCAACCCGCAGACUCGAUUCAAAGACCUGACAGGAAUGCUUUUCAUGGUGACCCUGAACGUUCUCGCACUUCUGGCCAAUACUGCAGUGAUGGUAGUCGUGAUCAAAGCCCCUCAUCUCAGGAAAUUUGCCUUCGUGUGCCACCUCUGUGCAGUGGACUUGCUGUGCGCCAUCUUGCUCAUGCCUCUCGGCAUCGUGUCCAGCUCGCCGUACUUCGCUGAGGUCGUGUUUACUGUGCUGGAGUGCCAGAUCUAUGUCUUCCUCAAUGUAAUCCUCAUAGCUGCCUCUAUCUUCACCAUCACAGCCAUCAGUGUGGAAAGGUAUUACUAUAUUGUCCACCCAAUGCGCUAUGAGGUCAAGAUGACCCUGAAGCUGACCUUGGCUGUUGUGGUAAUGGUGUGGGUGGCUUCGGCCAUACUGGGCUUUUCCACCGUUUUUGGAUGGCCGUCGUAUGGGCAGAAAUCCAUCAGUGCUGCACACUGCUCACUUCACUGGAGCCACAAGGACCACAGGCGUAUUUUUUCUGCUCUCUUCAGCGUCACCUGUUUCUGUCUGCCAGCUGUGGUGAUCUUUGCUGUCUACUGCAAUGUGUACAAGGUGGCCCGAGUGGCAGCACAGCAGCAUGGGCCUCUGCCCUCAUGGACGAACACUCAGGUCAAGCAUCGCUCAGACUCCAUAAACAGUCAGACGACCAUCAUCACAACUCACCACACCCUUUGUUAUCCUCGCAGGAUAACAAGAGAUCGGCCUUUUAUUGGCAGCAAAGCUGCUCUAACCCUCAUGAUCAUUGUCGGUCAGUUUCUGAUCUGCUGGCUGCCUUACUUUGCCUUCCACCUCCACCUGAUACUGAACUCAAAACCUCACACCCCUAAUGACUUGGAGGUAGUGGUGACCUGGUUGGCAUAUUCCUCCUUUGCUAUGAAUCCUUUCUUCUAUGGACUUCUAAACAGACAGAUCCGUGAGGAGCUGUGUAAGUUGAAGCGCUGCUACUCAGCAUACCCAACAGACCCGGCCUUUUCCUGCCACGAGGGCUCAGGCCAUGAAAACUUCCUGCAGUUCCUCCAUAGGACCAGUUGCACGAUAGAGACACGUGCAAGCUUUGCAAUGCCCAGUCCCAGAACCACUCUGGAUCAAACUGGGCAGACUGGUUUCAGGAUACCAGGUCAGAUUCCAGAAGAGUUGAACUAGAUGUACCACACAGCUUUGAGAUGAAGUUAGUAUCCUGCAGGAUUAUAGAAGUCAUAUAGGGCAGCAUGAUUUAAUUACUAGCAGCAAAGCUUCACACAAAAACAUAAAAAACUAAAUUUGUUGCGUUUUAAAAUUUGAUACUGUAUUCUUUGAUCUGUAAAAGCUCUGAAAUUAUCGGAAAGUCAUUUAUGCUUUUCCAAAUGAACUCUACUUUUAUAAACUAUUUAUAAGCUACAACUUAGUAGUUCUAGUUUCAAAAAGAGGGGGUCUGUGUAUAUGAUAUUAUUAAAGAAGUCUGAAUCAGUCAACAGGUUUACAUACAAAUCAUAGAUCGCAUGGAUUGGAUUCAGGAUCUACUUAUUAAAAGUGGAUAGCUUUUCCUUUUGUGAAAAUAUUUUUACAACCUAAAGUGAAAAUAUUAUUUUCUAGUUUUAUUUAAAUACAAACAAUAUUCUGCAAGUCAGUACUUGAUCAUUUGUAUUUCUUUCAAACAAUGUAAAAAAAAAAAGUAUGUUUAGCAUUUUUCUUUUCCUAUGAAUUUAAUGAUUAUAUUUAAGCUGUCAUCUUUUACAUACAUAUGAAUCUGUUUUUGUUUAGACGGUUUUUCUAAAAACAGCUUAUUAUUCACCUUAGUACAUUUCUCUUUAGCUUACACAGUCAGAAUUUAGACAGUUUUAAUUUUUAAUAUUUUAGUUUUUACAUUGCGGUAAUAAACAGUCCUAUAUAAUCUCUUUUAGUGAACAUGUUGGUAUAUUAUAAGACAGUAAAAAGUGAAUUUGGAUGGUAGCAUAUUCAUUGGUAGCAUAUUCAUUUGUAAGAGUGAUCCAGUCAAAUUCCAGACAAAAUUCAAUUGAGGACAUAUGGCAAAAGUUAAAAAUUGCCUUAUUCAGGCACUUACAUCUAAUUUUAUUAAGCUUGAGUAAUUUCGAAGAGAACAGGCUUAAGAUGUGUAAACCUGGUAAAAAGAUACCCAAGCAGACUUGUAGCUGUAAUUUCAAUAAAAGUUGUUGUUCCAACUAUUUACCUUGAAUAAAAAUCGUAAACACUCUUUUCAGAUUUUUAUUUGUAAGAGAUUCUUAUACCAUGCUAUUUUUUUCCAUCUACUAUACAGUUAUGUGCUAAUUCAUGUUGGUCUAUCCUGUUAAAACAUAAUAAAAAUGACAAUUUUCCAGAAUU
Molecule: messenger RNA, 2701 nt
Organism: Gambusia affinis (western mosquitofish)
Lineage: Eukaryota; Metazoa; Chordata; Actinopteri; Cyprinodontiformes; Poeciliidae
Product: probable G-protein coupled receptor
Exons: 2
Coding region: 236-1525 (429 amino acids)
Biological process (GO): G protein-coupled receptor signaling pathway
Cellular component (GO): endosome; plasma membrane; signaling receptor complex
Molecular function (GO): G protein-coupled receptor activity
Source: RefSeq, a predicted model, not a curated record